Messenger RNA from Cryptosporidium ubiquitum, 2751 nucleotides. RefSeq lists its product as uncharacterized. Bases 1 to 2751 code for a protein of 916 amino acids. The record is from RefSeq and is a predicted model, not a curated record. Lineage: Eukaryota; Apicomplexa; Conoidasida; Eucoccidiorida; Cryptosporidiidae. The transcript is spliced from 2 exons.
AUGGAGGAUGAAAUUAAUGAUAUUGUAUUUUUAGAAAAAAAACUUGGAAUCAUUAAAAGAAAAAAAGAUUUUGAACUUCAUGAAGAAAAAAAACGUAAAGCAUUAUACAAGAAGAUAGAAAAAGAAGAAGGUGUUGGAGACGAUUUUAUGACUUUAAUAGAUGGAAUAUUAUCAGAUAUCUACACAAAGAAAAAGAAAAAGAAAAAAAUAGAAAAUGAAUCAAAACAUGUUAAAAAAAGUUUAAAUAAUAACAUCUCUAUUCAAUCUCAAAAAUUUGAUUCCUCUUCUCAAUCAAACUAUCAAUCAAUAUUAAAUUGGAAAAAUGAAUUUGGGCAAAGAGUUCAAGGACUUUUUAAUAGGUUGAGUGAAGGAAAUAUGACUUUAAUCUUGGGAAAGUUAAUUGAGCUAAUCAAAUCAACAGUAAGAUUAGCUUACAAUAACCAUAAUUUCGGAAAUGACUCCAUAUUUCAAUUAAGAAAUGAAUCAAUUCAAAUAGCAUUAGGCUAUUUUAACAAUGAUUAUUACGUUGUUCAUCGGCUAAUUGCAAUUACCGACAUUAUUGAGAGUGAAUUAAUUAUGUUAUUUGUAAAAAAUUGCAUAAGUCAGCCUCAUAAUACAGCUUCAUUAAAUACGGUAUAUUCUGCAUUAAUUUCUUCAGUUGGAAUUAUAUUAGAAGGUUGUUUUAACCGAAAAUUAAUGAUUGUCUUAAAUAAGAUAUACAAUGAAACUUUGAGUAAUAUAUUACAGAACUUGGGAUCAAACAUAGAAAAAUAUAAUAAUAAGAUCAUUUUGAGACACAUUACAAUCUCAUUAAUAGCGAUUUAUAGGUGUGGCUUUGUCUCUUCAUCAGUAAUUGAAAAUUUCAUCAAGGCUGGAAUAGAUAGAUAUAAAUGUUCAAAAUCAAAUAUUAUUUACUGGGAGUGUUUUUUUGAUAAUGUGUUAACUAUCAUUAGAGGAUCUGCAUUUUAUAUUAGAGAAGAAAGUAAUUUUGUAUACGAGAAUAUGAUCGAAAGUGUUGGGUCGGUAAUUUCAAAAGCCUAUAAUUUUGAAUCCCAAUUAGAAAAUAAGAUAGAACAGAACCAUUCAGAAUUUGUUGGAAAUCCACUAAGGCUUAGAUUUGUUAUUGAGGAGCUUAACGAAUGGAAAAACAGUUUGAAAAACCAAACAUUAAGUCAAAAAUUAAGAAGAAGAGAAGGAAUAAUUGAGAGACAAUUAAAUACCGUGCAUAAUUGGUCAUUAAACUGUGUUCUAUUGAAACACUUGCAGGUGAUACACAAGAGCAAAAAAAAAAACCAGAAUUCAGUUAUACUAGAGUUAGUGACAUAUCCUAAAACUUUAAUUGAUUACAUAUGGCAAGAAACAAACAAAAAUUUAUUUUUAGGCUAUAUAAACAAAAUUCCUCCAGAAGAGGAUGCAAUUAAUAAAUUGAUCAUUUUUUAUAAUUUGGGCAUCAAAAAACUCAGCCCGAAAUGUGUUGUAAAUAAAGAGUAUGAAACCGUAAAUAGUAAUAUUACCAAUAAUCAGCUGCUUGGCCUAGCUUCAAAAAUGAGAUUUACCUCGGAUAUACAAAAAAGUAUUUUUAUUGCAUUAAUCGGUGCAAGUGACGAGUUUGAUGCAAUAAAUAGAUUAACUUCAUUAAAACUUACACAGUCGAGGACCUAUUUAAGCUCGGUUAUUAAUGUAAUUGUUAUUUCUUCGUUUUCUGAGCAUAUUUAUAACCCAUUUUAUUACAAAGUACUGAAAGGAUUGACCGAACUUCCUGCAGUAAUUUCAAAAAAAAUAAAUGGCGAAAUUGUAAACUGUUUUUCUCAAAAACUUGGAAUUUUACAUACUUUUAAUAUAAGAAAAAUUAUGGUUUUUGCUCAGUUAGUGAAGGACUGUAUUUUUGAUAACAUUUUUGACUUGAGGAUUAUUAGAUUUAUCAAGAUUAACGACAUUCAUGCAUUGGCAGGAUCAAUUGGUUUAUUUUUAAAAGAGCUAAUGAUACAAAUAUUGUUGGAAAAAAAAAAUAUCGAGAAAAGCAGAUUUAUUUUUGAACUAUUUUCUGUUGUUUCAAAAAUGCCAGAUCUUAGAGAAGUCAUUUUGUUUGUCUUACAGGUAUUAGUAAUUCCCGCAAUUGAAAAAAACUUACUUGAAUCUAAUAAUAAUUAUGGGAUCUCAAAAAUAUUGAUGUCUCAUGAAAACUCAAGUUUAUAUCCAAAACAAUUCUCAAUUUUCACGAAUGACGGAGUAAAAUUAAGUUGUAGAAGUUUUGGUAAUAUUCCAUCAAAAGUCCCAGUAAUUGGAAUAAAAAAUAUAGUUUUUGUGUUGGUCCAUCCAUAUGGGAUAAUGGGUGGUAGUAGUUCUAAUAUGCUUGGCUUAGCCUUAAGUUUAGCAGAUAAAGGGUAUGGAAGCAUUAUUUUUGAUCAUAGAGGGAUUGGUAAAUCAACAGGAUACAAAUCAAUUUUCGGGAAUAGUGAAGUUUUUGAUGUAAUUUCUAUAUGUAAUGAUAUUAAAGGCAAAAAUAACAGUAUUAGAGUUAUUUUAAUUGGAUCUUCCGCAGGUGCUCCAAUUGCUGGCUCGGCGGUUGAUGAAUGCGAAAAUGUUGUUGGUUAUAUUGGAAUAGGUUAUGUAUUUGGAUUUUGGCCAUCUUUGUUAUUUAAGCAGCAUUUCAACAACAUUCUUAGAUCUAAAAAACACAAAUUGUUUAUAAUGGGAGAUUCUGAUGGAUUUACUUCCAUCGAUGUUUUAAAAAACAAAAUGCAUGAGUAA